Molecule: messenger RNA, 730 nt
Organism: Ruditapes philippinarum (Manila clam)
Lineage: Eukaryota; Metazoa; Mollusca; Bivalvia; Venerida; Veneridae
Product: zinc finger protein 862-like
Exons: 4
Coding region: 1-624 (207 amino acids)
Molecular function (GO): protein dimerization activity
Source: RefSeq, a predicted model, not a curated record
AUGCCAGGGGAGGCCUACCAGAGUGCAGUGCAGAGGGUAAAGGACCUUCAGGCUCAGGGGUUCAACAUCAAGCCUCCUUCUGAGCAAGAGACUGUAAACUUUAGAGAGAAGGUGUUCAAUCUAUUUAUGGAGAACAUUGUAAAUAAUUUGGAGGGCCGGUUUCUGCCUGUUAUACAGAAGUUUGAGGUUUUUAACACAAGGAAGUUUCCUGAUGACAACAGCACCAGUCAUGGGGAAGAGGACAUCAAGAUGCUGGCUGAGCACUUUGGACUUGUGGUUGACAAGACCCUUCAUGAGUGGCGCCAAGUUAGGGAAUCCAUUGCUGACAGUGGGCUUGCUGCAGACAAGGCCAUGGAGUGGGUUACCAUAAAUUUGAAAGUCAGCCACACCAACCUCUUCAAACUUGCUGCUGUGGGGCUGUUGAUCCCUACAUCAACAUCAGACUGUGAGCGUGGAUUUUCCACCCUCAAGAGGGUUAAAACAACACACAGGGCAUCUUUGAGCCCACCUGUUCUAAAUGCCAUCCUUACUGUUGGGAUGUUAGGACCAGCAAUAGAAAAGGUUGAUAUCAACGCCAUGGUGAAAAUCUGGCACAAGGAGAAACCAAGGCGUAGCCAGCUCUAGACAGUCAUGAAUUAACUGAUAAAACAUUAUUGUUUUAUAUUUUUGUGUGAUAUAUAUUUUUCUGUUAAAGUUAUUUGAAAAGACAAUAAAAUAUGUAAAUACUGAA